CAUCUACCUAAGGUAGGAUUCAGGAGUGCGCUCGUUUGCAACCGGUUUUGUAGUCUUCUGUAUUACGGUCUGAUCAGAAGCAUCCUCUCCUAGAAUGUAAAAAAUACAUUUUUGUGUACGAUAGCUUCUUCAAUAUAAAAUGGAACUUACCCAUAAAAUAAAUUAUUCAUUCAAAAGACAUUUUAGAGCUUUAAUGUUGGGAUUAUUUAUCGCAUUUGGAAUCAUUGACCUUUUCAAUAGAGGAUACAACCGUUUAGCUACGACAUUAUUCUGCUUUGCUUUUGGUGCUGCAUUUUUUUAUCGUCAUAUGAAAAAGCAAAACAAGAUUGAUCUUAAUUUCGCUGUGGUUGUAAUCGGUUGCGAUUCUGGACUAGGAUACAGCCUGGCACUACACUGUCGUACUCUUGGAUUUGCGGUAAUUGCAAGUGUACUUAACAUGGAUGAUCCAAACGUAGAAGAACUUCAUCAAACGGGUAUAUAUGUCUAUAAGAUGGAUCUUGUGGAUCAACAGAGUGUCAGAAAUUUUGGUUGUGUUCUUCGUGAAAUUUUGAACAAAGAGAACUUAGGUCUGUAUGCACUAGUAAAUAAUGCUGGACUUAUGGUCAUCGGAGACUUUGAAUGGCAAACAGAGGAACAAAUGAUGCACCAAAUUAACGUAAAUGUUGCGGGUACAAUGAGGAUUACAAAGGAGAUUAUACCUUUACUCAGGAAACAUAGGGGCAGAAUUAUCCUUAUUUCAAGUCAUUGUGCUGUGGAACCUUUGCCUGGAUUUGCUAUUUACGGAGCUACGAAAAGUGCAAUCCGAGCUUGGGCUACUAGCCUAAGGGUGGAAUUGAAGAAACAGGAUAUCAGGGUCAUUUGUUUUGCACCGGAUUUUGUCUCCUAUAUGAUGCAUUUCACUUUAAAUGUCCUGAUCCGUAAAUCAAUGUUGGCUUGUACGGCUUGAAACUUGGACUGAAGCAUUCUUGGAAAAAUUCAUAUUUGUAACUUGA
Messenger RNA from Belonocnema kinseyi, 992 nucleotides. It is a transcript of the gene sro, whose product is annotated as estradiol 17-beta-dehydrogenase 2. The transcript is spliced from 4 exons. The record is from RefSeq and is a predicted model, not a curated record. Gene Ontology annotation, molecular function: oxidoreductase activity. NCBI's taxonomy places the organism in Eukaryota, Metazoa, Arthropoda, Insecta, Hymenoptera, Cynipidae. Bases 140 to 946 code for a protein of 268 amino acids.